GUGAGCUGUGAUUGGUCACAGCUUGUCACAUGGUACAAGGCUGUUGUGAAUAGCCUUGUACCAUGUAACCUCUGUGAUCAUUCACAGAUUUCACACGUAGUAAGCAAUGAUGUCAGGAAGUGACAUCUUGCUUACUACUCUGCAUGUGAUCACUGAUUGGCCAAUCAGUGAUCACAUGAUCGGGAUCUUGCACAGAGGUCCCAUACGAUGAUUGCAGAUUUUCCUUGCACCUAUUCCUCCCCUAUCAAUACAAAUUAAGGCUGGCCAUAGAUCAUUAUAUUUUUUUUAUCA
This is a messenger RNA of Staurois parvus, 291 nucleotides long. Lineage: Eukaryota; Metazoa; Chordata; Amphibia; Anura; Ranidae. The record is from the annotation of a GenBank genome assembly.